UCCCAUUGGAAAGGACAGGCUGUGGUCUAUCUGGGGUUAGUUAGACAAAUCUUUUGGACACUGUUGAAACUGAAUGAAACGUCGAAUCAUAUGAGCAAAUGCAGCUUCCAAAUUAUUUCAGAUUGCGCCGUCUGCAACAACACUGAAAUAUUCCUAUACGAUUUGGUGCGCUCCUUUUUUAAAAGCAGCGGGCUUUGACUGUAUUUCCUGCUUACUGCAGCAUUAUCAGUGUGUAUACACGACUGUACUGUGUUGACUAACUGGUUAUGAUACGAGUGGGACGAAACUGGGUUGGGCCGAUUCGAAUAGCACUUACCCUUUUAGGAUAUCCAUAUUGCCUCUGCACCUCAGGAAUCAGGCCUCCCACCUCAUGCUCUCCUGACCAGUUUUCUGCCAGAGUUAGUAAAAGCCUCAGUACCAGUACUGCCUAUAGUCUGUGUGUGCUACCGCCCAGUGUCUUCACCAUGCCCUCCUCGGCCCCUCACAGCAAGGCCAGAUGCCCAAAGUACCCCGGCUCAGAGACACAGCGGUUCCCAGUGCCUGAUGACAAAGUUGACUGGAAGACCGACUGGCCCCAGUACAGCCCAGUGAGCUACACUGCCACGUCUGUGCUCAUCAAGCCUGUAUGGGCAGAUCAGGACAUCGGGUCUUUCUCCCCGCGGUUUAACGCUCUGGAUGGCAAUGUGGACAGGCGGAGUCACGAGGGAGACUACAGAGUGGAGCAGGGCAUGCCACUAAAUCCUCGCGGCCGCACUGGUUUGACUGGGAGAGGUUUGCUGGGACGGUGGGGACCCAAUCACGCAGCAGAUCCCAUUGUUACCAGGUGGAAGAGAGACUCAGCUGGACAGCAAGUGUCGCACCCAGUGUCCAAACUGCCAGUUCUGCAGUUUGUGUCCAUCAAGAGGAGAGACUGUGGGGAAUGGGCCAUCCCAGGGGGUAUGGUAGACCCGGGGGAGCUGGUGUCCCUCACCCUGCAGCGUGAGUUCUCUGAGGAGGCUCUGAACUCCCUGGCAGCUUCCCCCCAGGACAGAGAGCGGAUCCACAAGCACAUCACUCAGCUGUUCAACUCGCCAGGUCUGGAGGUUUAUAAGGGCUAUGUAGAUGACCCAAGAAAUAAUGACAACUCUUGGAUGGAAACAAUUGCUGUCAACUUCCAUGAUGAUACAGGGAACAGUGUGAGCGAGCUCCCAUUGCAAGCAGGAGAUGAUGCCGGGCAAGUCCACUGGAUCGACCUUGACUCCAUGCUAUCCCUCUAUGCAAGCCACUCCCAUUUCUUGGAGGUGGUCGCCAAGGAGAGGCAUGCUCACUGGUAACCAAGGAAACCGUGUUUGACCGAAGGACUAAGAUGAUUCGUACUGAUGUUGGUGCAAGGUUGAGUAGAAUAUAAUGAUGGAAUUAUGAGGUAGUGUGACCUCAACAAGUGGUGACACACUGUCCUCGCAUUAAAGAGGAUUGGCCCGAGCAAGGCCCUGCAGCAUAAUCACUAUGUUUCGGCAUCAUGGCCUUCAUCAGGGAGUCACAAAGAAACAAUGAGAGCAUUUCUUCUUUUGAACAAACCAUUUUCCCAUCAGCCCUGAUUAAAGAGGGAGUGGUUACAUAGUUGUCAUUGGUGGACACCACAUAGUAAACAGUAAAAAGCAAUAGAUAAUAUACAUUCUAAAUAUAUAUACUAUUAAAAUGCAUAUUAAGGUUAGAAGCAUUAGAAACGUCUAAGUAGUUAUGGCCUUGAAUAUGGAAGGACAAAAAAGAUAUAUAGUGAGAAGAGCCAUACAUUUCAAAGAUCACUAGAUGGCAGCGAAUAUGGACCACAAUAGAUAAAACAUAGAAAAGGGUAAUACGGCAAAAAACAGACCACAAAGUAGUUAUAGCAAACUAGGACCCUACAGAAAUGGUGAGAAAUACAUUAAUGUCCUUCCAUAUUCAAUAAUAAUAUAAUAUGCCAUUUAGCAGACGCUUUUAUCCAAAGCGACUUACAGUCAUGCUUGCAUACAUUUUUGUUUAUUGGUGGUCCCGGGAUCGAACCCACUACCUUGGUGUUACAAGCGCCGUGCUCUUCAAGGCAAGAACUACUUAGACCUCUAAUGUUUCUAACCUUAAUAUGCAUUUUGAUAGUAUAUAUAUUUAGAAUGUAUAUUACCUAUUGCUUUUUACUAUGUGGUGUCCACCAAUGACUACUCUGUAACCACUCCUCCUUUAAUUAGGGCUGAUGGGAACAUGGUUUGUUCAAAAGAAGACAUGCUCUCAUAGUUCCUUUCUUACUCCCUGAUUCCGAAACGCGUCUGAGUUUAACUUUUGCUUCAAUUGAAAAUGCCAUAAUAAAAAAUAAAGGCAUUUGAAACUA
Coregonus clupeaformis (lake whitefish) is the source of this 2341-nucleotide messenger RNA. Its product is annotated as ADP-ribose pyrophosphatase, mitochondrial. Bases 267 to 1313 code for a protein of 348 amino acids. The record is from RefSeq and is a predicted model, not a curated record. NCBI's taxonomy places the organism in Eukaryota, Metazoa, Chordata, Actinopteri, Salmoniformes, Salmonidae. The transcript is spliced from 8 exons. Gene Ontology annotation, molecular function: ADP-ribose diphosphatase activity.